GAAACAAGCGCACGCCUGCUUUUCAUGGCGGUCCGAUGGGUGCGGUGCCUGGCGCCAUUCCAGGCUCUCGCACACAACGACCAGCUGGUGCUGCUGCGGGCCGCGUGGAAGGAUCUCUUCCUGUUGCACCUGGCCCAGUGGUCCGCGCCCUGGGACCUGGGACCACUGCUCGCGGCUCCCAACGCAAGAGCACGGCUGCCCCCAGAUCCCCUGGCCGAUCUAGAACUGAAUACGUUGCAAGAAAUUCUGUGCCGAUUUCGUCAAAUAGCACCCGAUGGCAGUGAGUGUGGUUGCAUGAAGGCUAUCGUCUUAUUUUCGCCAGAUACGCCGGGCCUGAGUGAAACACAACCAGUAGAAAUGUUACAAGACCAGGCGCAGUGUAUCCUAGCAGACUAUGUACGCACCAGGUACACGAGGCAACCAACCAGGUUUGGUAGACUCCUCCUGCUACUGCCAUCAUUGCGGGCGGUUCGAGCGCGUUCCAUCGAGCUGCUACUAUUCAGGGAUACAGUAGGAGAUGUCUCCGUGGCGACGCUACUCCACGACAUGUACCGCAUGCAGCCUGCGCCCGCGCCGCCUUUCCACCCCCCUCCAGUCCCCACUUCGACCAAUGAGCACUGUGCUUCCCCCUAAUUAUCAACUAUCAAUAAAUAAAGGAGUGAAAUGUUCACCCGCACGGACUAGAAUUCCUACAUAAAUAAUUUCAAUAACAGUGACCCAAGCACGUAUUUUUGACAGCUCCGUAACGUAUUGCACAGUCAAAGUUUCUAUGAAAACUAAGCAGUGCCUAUGUUAAACGAAGAGACCUAUCGGACAUAAGAGCAAACUACCUUUUUCCAUACAAAAUUUGACGAUAACAAUACACUACUGAGCUGUAAAAAAAUCUUGCUUUUGGGCCUCUGUUGACACAUUACAGCCG
Chilo suppressalis (striped riceborer) is the source of this 919-nucleotide messenger RNA. Lineage: Eukaryota; Metazoa; Arthropoda; Insecta; Lepidoptera; Crambidae. The record is from the annotation of a GenBank genome assembly.